AUGAAAGUCACUAUACGCGAGUGGAACGCCGUCGCUGCCUGGCGCUGGGAUAUGCCAGACGACGAUGUCUGUGGUAUCUGUCGUAACCCUUACGAUAGCACUUGCUCCAAGUGCAAGUUUCCUGGCGAUGAGUGUCCGCUAUUACUGGGAGAGUGCAACCACUCGUUUCACAUGCACUGCAUCUUCUCCUGGUUGAAGCAAGAGAGCUCUCUAGAGAAGUGUCCUAUGUGCCGACAACCUUUCAAGUCGAAGAGUCAAGACGCGCCGACAGCCACCGAAACCCCGGCACCGACCCAAGAACCCGAUACAAGCCCGCUGUAG
Messenger RNA from Alternaria ethzedia, 321 nucleotides. RefSeq lists its product as uncharacterized. Gene Ontology annotation, cellular component: nucleus; anaphase-promoting complex. Gene Ontology annotation, molecular function: zinc ion binding; cullin family protein binding; ubiquitin protein ligase activity. The record is from RefSeq and is a predicted model, not a curated record. Lineage: Eukaryota; Fungi; Ascomycota; Dothideomycetes; Pleosporales; Pleosporaceae. Bases 1 to 321 code for a protein of 106 amino acids. Gene Ontology annotation, biological process: anaphase-promoting complex-dependent catabolic process; positive regulation of mitotic metaphase/anaphase transition; protein ubiquitination. The transcript has 4 exons.